ACCAACAGCCACUCCCGCGCGCGCGCCCGCCCUCUCUCCACGCACACUCAGGCAGACGCGAGAGAAAAGCAAGAGCGCACGAGCAGCCGAGCAGAGUACAUGCGCCUUCGUGAGGCCAUGGAGGGCGACGGAGCCGGGCGCAAGAAACUGAAGCACCGGCUCGCGGCGAUCCUCUCGGCGUUCUCCAGGCGCGUAGGGGGCGGCAGGAAGCGCAGCAAGAACGAGGAGGAGGCGACGCCGCCGCUGGCAUUCCCGUCCUACUCCCGCCUCGGCGGCGGCAAGAAGCCCGGGGGGAUGCUCGACCGCAGGCUCUCCGUCUCCGCGCCGCGCUCCGCGCCGCUGCUCCACAUCACCAUCGACUGCGCGGGCCGCCGCUCUGUCGACGCGGCCGACCCGUCAAUCCUACCGCUUGACGUGGACGCCGCCAGCAGGAAGACGGAGAGGCGGCUCACGGAGAACGGGCUGCCGUACGAGGCCAGUGAGUCUGAGGGCCGCAAGUGCCCGCCGUCCUCGCCGUUCGUGGCGCAUCUGCCGCCGCUUCCGCCCGUGGCGAGGUGGAAGGAGCGGGCCAACAACUCAUCGCGCAGGCUCUCGACGCACUCGUCGCGCAGGCUCGUGAGCAGCUCGUCCUCCGACGAUGAGCACGACGAGGACUCGAGGAACCUCUUCUCCUCGAGGAGCUUCUCCUCCGACUCGUCAGAAUUCUACAACUGCCCGCGCAAGAACACCAGGGCGCGCGCCUCCGUGUCCGGGCCUUGCCGCGCGCCGCCGACUUCCGCGCGUCGUGGCGCGUCGCAGAGCUGCCGGUACAGCUUCGAGCUGCCGCGGGGCUCGACGGCAUCCGCCGCGACGGACGGCGGGUUCGCGGUGGUGAAGCGGUCGGCCGACCCGUACGAGGACUUCCGCAAGUCGAUGCAGGAGAUGAUCGCCGAGUGGCCGGCGGGCGGCGACGGCGACGGCAGCGAGGGGGACCACAGCGCGGAGCGGCUGCUGGAGACGUACCUCGUGCUCAACUCGCCGCGGCACUACCCGGCGAUCCUCGCGGCGUUCGCGGACGUGCGGGAGACGCUCUUCCCCUGAUCGAGCUCGUCUUGAUCGAUCGGCCGGCGCCGCUAUGAUGUUGAUAGGAUCAAUUAACCUUUUCAAACGAAAGUAAUGGAACAAGAAUUGAGCAUAUGUUCUGUCGUGUGCGUACGUGCAUUGGCUCUGUCCUUCGCUGCUGAAUCUUGCUUGCUAACCUCUGCUUAAUUCGACUCUCUUAUUCUGUAGCCUCUGUCUCUGAUGGUAAUCUUCCUUAGUUUGCGGAUGUUAAUUUGUGAGCUUGGACAUGU
Phragmites australis (common reed) is the source of this 1331-nucleotide messenger RNA. Its product is annotated as transcription repressor OFP8-like. NCBI's taxonomy places the organism in Eukaryota, Viridiplantae, Streptophyta, Magnoliopsida, Poales, Poaceae. The transcript has a single exon. Gene Ontology annotation, biological process: negative regulation of DNA-templated transcription. The record is from RefSeq and is a predicted model, not a curated record. Bases 100 to 1080 code for a protein of 326 amino acids.